CUGAAAAUAAGCGAGUUACUGACUGAAAUAAGACUUGAGGUAGCUUUUAAAGGCUACUCUGUGUUUUUCAGUAUCUCGGUUAUUCUCGGUUGUUACUUGCUUAUUUUAGUUUUUCGUAUACUCAAAUCUGACAUUCUAUUUCUAAUUAGGAAAGAUCUAACUCGUCUCUCACUUUCUACUACAAGUGACUAAACACGUCGUGCAAACAAGAUAUGCAAUUUGCGUUUUUCUACCACAAGAACUUGCUAAACACCUAUACAAACAAUACGAUUUAAGUAGUUGGAUGAAUUCUAAUAGCAAUAAGAAUACUCGGACUUGCAAUAGAAAUUAGUUAUAGUGUCUAGUAAUUUAGAUAUAGACCACACAAGAAAAUGAUGUCGAGAGGAAAAGCACGCCGUUCUUUUUAUAGAGCAUCUUUGCUGCUCGCAACCGCCAGCCAGCAGGUUCUUGGAGUCAAACUUCUGAGUGCAGCUCCUGCUCUUCCAGAACCAGAUGGACCGCCUCCACUUCCACCCCCUCUGCAUGAUCCACCUGCACCUGCCGCGGGGUCUGCAGCACCCCCUCUGCAUGGUGCGCCACCUGCUGCCGCGGCUCCAAUAUCUGCAAUGUCUGGCGGCCUGUCUACCGCGGAUGUUGUUACCUAUGAGACCCGAGCUAAGAUGUCGAUGUCCGGUGGCAAAGAGAAGCCGAUGCAUUUCUUGAGUGAUGUCCUGCUUGGUGGUGUUUUCGUGGACACAGAAACAUUGUUCGCACGUGGUGGACCUCGUGGUGACACUCCCGUUAUCCAGAUUGGUGCUCUUGUGGCCGACAAAAAUACGCCAGGUCUGCGACUGGUGGAGAAGGAAGAACGCAUUGAUGGGCUCACGCAAAAAGCUACUGCCGCAGAAGGACUUUUCAAGCCUAUGGACGUACUAGCUGAGGGCGGAUCAGCUCACGUCGAUGUUACUGAAGAAGUUGCAUCAUCCUGCCAAGACGUAGGGGAAACCGCUGGGAAAACUGCUAGGGAUGUAGAUUCUGCAUCUCCAGCGGCGGCUGCGGCAUCUGGUGCUGUCGAUAUGAUGAAGGACGUGGAUGCUGUACCAGGUGUAGGUGCUGCAGCACCCCCAUCUACCUCAUCAAGGAGGAGAACCUAUCUGCCUUGGGAGAGAGAGUUCGACCUUCUAGUGGUGCCCACACCUAGAGGGACAGAAUACCAGGUGGAUAUACGAUUGUCGAUAGCAGGACAUCAAUGCGUCAAAGAAAGGGAUGCUAUUAUCCUAGGAGGUGCAACACUCGGAGUCGGAGGAGGUGCUUCAAAAAUCACAAAGAAUUUAUUCGGAGAUGCGCAUGCUGGGGGAGAGGGAAGCCCUCCAGCAGCUGCAAACCCGUUUACUGCACCAUCUGGAACCGAUCCCAGUGAAGCCAAAAGUCCACUGGAGUUGGUGCUAGAGAGAAGCAAGAGGGAGGAAGAAGAAAGAGAAAAACAAAGACGCGAGGAACUGGCAAAAGAAAAGGAGAAAGCGAGACUUGAAGGCAUCAUAAAGAGUAAAGCUUCAAGUGGAGACGCGAAGGCGACGGCAAAAAAUGAGCUAAAGGACCUGAACAAAGCAGCAACAAGAGGUUACGAGCUGAAGGCGAAGCAGAUGAAGGCGUCGAUGAAGGCAAAGAAGGAGGCGGAAAAGGCAGCAAAAAAGAAGGAAGCGGAGAUCGCUGCGAAGUCGAAAGCUCUG
Molecule: messenger RNA, 1709 nt
Organism: Amoebophrya sp. A25
Lineage: Eukaryota; Dinophyceae; Syndiniales; Amoebophryaceae
Source: the annotation of a GenBank genome assembly